CCACCCUUCCGUGAGACUUGCUUUUAAUAUUGAGCUAAAUUUCUAGUCAGUUUUAAAACAUAAAAAUAAUUUCCUUAUGCCUCCUCCAAAUAAAAACAAAGAGUCUACAAUGGAUACAGAUACUGGAGUUGGAAAGACUCUUGUUAUUCUUGCUAAACCUCCAGAUAAGACUAAAAGUAAUCAAAGUGGAAAUACAUUAGCUACUACUUCUAGUGUCCAAAACGAAUUGUUGAAAUCACCCACUAUUGUACAAAAGGUUUCAAGUUCAACGGAAGAUGAAAGUGCUACUGCUUCUGCUAAUAAAGAGACGGAAUCGUUUUCAGAUUUGGUGAAAAAUGUUGCUCAACGUGUUUUCCAUGUGCAGCAAAAACCUUCAAUUGGGCAAACUGAUGGAGACCAAAAGUUAUUAUCACCACCUGAGAUGUCUUUUCCUGUAAAAUUAGUUGAUGAGUCCUUACAGUGGUGUGACAAUGCUCUUGAAUACCUUCAUGAUGCUACUGAUUUCUAUGUCAUUGGUGUUCUUGGAUUACAGGGUGUUGGUAAAUCUACCAUACUAUCCCUGAUUAAAGGAAAUAAUCCUGAUUCAUCAAGAUUAUUAUUCAAACCUCAAACGAAUGAUUUAAAAGAAAUAGGAGAGCAUUGCACAACAGGCAUUGAUAUGUAUGUUACCAACCAAAGACUAAUUUUGUUAGAUACACAGCCUGUUAUGAGUUCUUCUGUCAUGGAUCAUAUGAUUCAGUAUGAAAAAAAGCCACCUGGUGGACCUGAUUACCAUUCUGUUGAAAAUGCAUUGCUGAUGCAGUCUUUACAGCAAGCUGCAUUUUUGAUGGCUGUUUGUCAUACAAUUAUUUCAGUUCAAGAUUGGUUUAUUGACUUGAACUACCUUCGGUUUCUGUUGUCUGCUGAAAUGCUUAAACCUACAACUCCUAUAAAUAUCCAUGAUCCUAACCCGAUUCCUGAAGAAACUUCAGAAUAUUAUCCUCAUAUAGUAUUUGUUCAGAAUUGUUGUCACAGAGAAGAUUUUUAUCCUGAUUCCAUUGCAAAAAUGCAAGAUUCACUUCAUCUUACACUACAGAAGUCCAAACUAAAAUACUCUGGUUCUGUCAACUGUGGAUCAUAUUCUCGAUUGCCUAAAGAAUCCAUGCAAAAAGUUAAUUUAUUUCUCCUACCUGAGAAGGAAAACCAAGAGUUUGAUUCACCAACAGAUCAAUUCCCAGAAUAUAAAGGACAUCCUAGCUUUCGCUAUUUGGCAGAAUCUCUAAGUCAUCAAGUUCUGUCAAUGCCUAGAUCUUUGUUGACUCAUACUGCAUUGUCAGAAAAGAACUGGUUUCAUUAUUCAGCCAGAAUAUGGGAAACAGUCAAAAAAUCUACAUUAUUUUUGGAGUACAACAGACUAUUGCCAUAAUACUUGUCAAUAAAUCUCAGGCAUCACUUUGUACAUAAUUGUAUGUAAAUAAAUAAAAACUAUCUACUUUAAUUAAAUAUUUUUUUUUUCAAAACAAUAUUUCCUUUAUGUCCUAUAUACAUAUCCAUCUUUA
This is a messenger RNA of Uloborus diversus, 1538 nucleotides long. Its product is annotated as nonsense-mediated mRNA decay factor SMG9-like. The transcript has 13 exons. Bases 77 to 1405 code for a protein of 442 amino acids. NCBI's taxonomy places the organism in Eukaryota, Metazoa, Arthropoda, Arachnida, Araneae, Uloboridae. Gene Ontology annotation, biological process: nuclear-transcribed mRNA catabolic process, nonsense-mediated decay. The record is from RefSeq and is a predicted model, not a curated record.